AUAGAAUCUUCGAGAACCUUCGAUUAUUCGAGGUUCGACCUUCUGUUCGAGAAUCGACCGUUGUUUUGAUUGAACAGAUUGCCGAUAUGUUAAAUACACUCGAGUGACUAAAUGUUUUAUCCAACGCAUAACGUUAAGAAAGAUAAACACCUUCAAGACAGCGAAGAAAAACCAGAGCUCAAUGGCACCUCGGUUGCGGCCAUCAACACGCUACCCUCCACAGACGUGUCCUCUUCAGACGUCUCCUUCAGCUAACGUGAACAGAACAGCUGGAGACAGAGGCACACACAUAGCUUCUAGUAACACUUCUGAAUGUGCUACAGAAGUUCUCACAGUUAAAGUACAGCACAUCCUCAGAAGAGGUCCUGCUGUACCUCCUUUCUUAAUUACAGGUCCUAAUGACACGUCUGGAAUUGAUCCAGAAGUUCUUCCGGCUGACGGAGAUCACCUCAGCAGGGGGGGCAGAGGUCCUACUCCAACCACUUUUCCCACAAAUUCACGUGCUCCGAAGAAAACGCCACAACAUUUGGCCUCAAAAUUUCAGUGCAGAACUGAUACACAGUUUAGAGACCUGAAUCAUUGCACAAAAUACCGGGCUUCCUUAGAUCAUAAGGAAAAUCUGACCUUUCAGUUGAAACCCAAGAUGUGCCAUGCUCCACAGACACUCACUCGUCAGGCUGUUAAAAACCAAGAGUUUCUAGAGCCCAGUGUAGCUCAGCAGAGGAAGACAUUUGGAAAUGCUCAGGAAGCUUUUGCAGCAAACGUGGAUCACUACAAUCGCCACUCUCCUGCUCAGCCCAUUGGCUACAGAAAAAGACGUGUAUUGCAGCCAGUCCAGCGGGAGACUGGGCAGUGUAUAUUACCUCAUGGAGCUUGUGUAGAUGCAUCAUGUCGGACUCAGUGGGUGACGAAUUAUAUGGAAAACUUUUGUUUUUCACAAAAUGCCUGCUCCUUGACUUCUCAGAGAAAAUCUGCACCCCGGCCGCCCUCAAACUUUAGGAAGCUUAGACCUGCUACUCAACGCACUGAAUACCAGGCUGCAUUCGGUCCGAAGGUCCUCUCUGCUAAGUUUGACUUCCGUCUGUUCAUACAGCUACAUGGAAACGGGUCAAAGUAGGUCGCCAGAUACCGAAUGUAAAAGUAUGAAGAGUCUUCACAAAGAAUGACAUCAGUAUUUUUACAUAUGGUUCCCCAUACUCCAAAGAUGUCUAAAUAUGAAGACAACUAAUCUCGAAUCAGCUUGAAUCCAGACGAGGCCACGGUUCGUCUAGACCACGGUUCGACUAGACCACAAGAGGGCGUUCUGGCAGGUGUUUCUGCUCCUUCAGGGUCAUGUGUGUUCCCACCGUGUCUUGUUAUCCCUAACGUGUUCCUUUAUUUUUUAUACCUGCCCUGUUGUAUCAGUCUUUGUUCGUCAUUGUUGUGUCAAGCUUUGUUUGUGUGUUAUUGUCUCAGAUUAUGUCGUGUAAAGUUUAUGGUUUUGUUAUGGUAUACGUGGAUUAAAAAAUAUAGAAAACA
This is a messenger RNA of Tachysurus fulvidraco (yellow catfish), 1518 nucleotides long. RefSeq lists its product as uncharacterized. The transcript is spliced from 10 exons. The record is from RefSeq and is a predicted model, not a curated record. NCBI's taxonomy places the organism in Eukaryota, Metazoa, Chordata, Actinopteri, Siluriformes, Bagridae. Bases 182 to 1117 code for a protein of 311 amino acids.